AUGGCGAGUGACAUUUUUCCUUUUUCGGAUUAUCCGGAAGAGCUUUGUCAACAGGAUAAAUUUGUUACUAGAAUUGGUGAUGAAUAUUCACUGGGUAGCACAUCCAUUUCCUCUCUUUGUAAAGAUGCGAAUGAUAGGCUGGACCAUGAUAAUGGAAUAUACGCUAAUGAUGAGCAGACAACAGUUGAUAUGCAAAGAUUGGAUCGUUUGGGUCAGGAAAAACAUUUUCAACAGAGUAAAGUUGUUACCAGAAAUGCUGAUGAGGAAUCCUUACAUUGCACAUCCAGCCUUUCUCCUUGUUCGGUGGUGAAUACGGGUGACACCCACGAAGACAAGUUUUCUCCUGGUCAUGAGGAGAGGUCAAUUCAUUUUGAAGUAGGCCUUUUGUCUCAGGAGAAAGAGAUAGACAUGAGAGAUCAGGAAGAAAAUGAUAUCGAUCCAGCACUAUUAUUAUAUUGUGAAAGGCUGAAAAAUCACCAUGAUAAUGAUAAGAAUAGCCAGAGGCACAUUGACACUGAUGACAGAAAAGAUUUGUUUGCAAUGGAAAUGGUUAUAGAUGAUGAAAUAUUGAAACAUGAUCAACCAUGCAACCAACCACCAUUUUGUAGACGAAAUGACGAGGAAAUUGACAUUGAUGACAGAAAGGAUUUGUUUGAAAAGGAAAUGGCUGUAGAUGAUAAAACAGUGAAACAUGAUCAACCAUGCAACCAACCACCAUCUUGUAGAGGAAAUGAUGAAGUUAAGAAAAGUAUGGUCAAGAUUCAGACAAAUCAUGUUUCUAAUGAGUCUUCUUCAUUUCAGCUUUUUGUCUGCCACGUUAAUGGGAUCAAGCAAUUUGUUGACCUUAAAAAUUCUAGUUCAUCAGAAUGGAUGAAACCCAAUAAAUGUGAGCUUUCUGAGUUAAAAUCAGCAGGCUGUAAAACCAUCAACAAAGUUGAUGUGACAGCAGAAAGCAGGAAAAUUAUGUCAGAUAAGAUCACUGAUUUUCAGCUACAGAGUUCAGAUUUUGAGAGGUUUUCAGAUCAAAAUCCAACUACAUGCUCUUCAAAAUUCCUUGGAAGCCAGAAUUUUGGUUCCAUGUUGCCCAUUACUAAGAAAUUAAAUGUCUGUAGGGAGCUGAGACGCACCUCUUCAUUACUUAUACCUCCACAUGGUGUAAAUAGAGGCUUAUAUCCUUUAAUGGCUAAGAAAUCAAGCAGGCUCUCAUAUACUUUCACGUCUCCAAAGUAUACAAUAAAUGAAUUUUGCUGAGAAGGUUCCUAAUAACAGGAACAACACAGAGUAUUCGUUAAAGUUAAAUUUGAUUAAGUCUUGCAUAUUAGAGACUGAAUAUGGACCUACUGAAAAGGUCAGAGAGAGUCAAACAAGACACCAGGGACAAUUAAAGAUCCCUCUGAGAGGGAAGUUUAAAGAAAAAGCAGUGGAAGUUGCCAAGACAAAAGCAUUUGUUCAAUGGAAUGACAAUGACACAGGUAACUUACUAGAUUUAAAUUGGAUCAACUCUUACAUAUUGGAGACUGAAGAUGGAUAUAUUAAAUGUGUGGAAGGCAGAAAAGACACCAGGAACAGUUUAAGACUUCUUUGAGUGGGAAUUCUAAAGAAAAGGCAAUGAAAUUUGCUAAGAAAAUGGCCUUUGUUCAAUGUAAUGAGACCUUAAAUUCAAAAAGGGGAAUCACCACAGUAAAUUAGCUCCGUUUCAAAGGGAAUUACUGCAGCUUUUGGCUUUCUCUCUUCCUUAAUCGCUAGCAGUGAUUGAAAACUGUGUUGCCAAUUUUACGUGUUUAGAUCUUUUAUAGAUGCUUCCUGAAAUGGCCUUCCAAUUCUGAGAAAUUAUCUUACUGUCAUUGAUUGCAACUUUUGCGAUAGCUCUUUCUCAUGUUUAGCUUGAAAUUGCAGAGUAUGCUAUAAGAGAUAUCAGAAAAUACAGAAAACUGCAAGAUGGGAUUUGCUAGACUUGCAUUGGUAGUUAAUACAGGGCUGAAAAGAAAAUGGCGUAGAUGCACAAUUUUGAA
Molecule: messenger RNA, 2012 nt
Organism: Cryptomeria japonica (Japanese cedar)
Lineage: Eukaryota; Viridiplantae; Streptophyta; Pinopsida; Cupressales; Cupressaceae
Exons: 5
Coding region: 1-1251 (416 amino acids)
Source: RefSeq, a predicted model, not a curated record